Messenger RNA from Schistocerca gregaria, 7072 nucleotides. RefSeq names its product histone-lysine N-methyltransferase SETD1B (gene Set1). Gene Ontology annotation, molecular function: histone H3K4 methyltransferase activity; protein binding; RNA binding. NCBI's taxonomy places the organism in Eukaryota, Metazoa, Arthropoda, Insecta, Orthoptera, Acrididae. Gene Ontology annotation, cellular component: Set1C/COMPASS complex. The transcript has 15 exons. The coding region runs from base 263 to 5080 and encodes 1605 amino acids. The record is from RefSeq and is a predicted model, not a curated record.
UAGUGAUAAGUGUUUCAUAAAUGCUGUAAAUUGCAAAAAUCUAAUAUAUUUAUUUUCCGGAGGGGAUUUUACACGAGUAAUGUCGAAAGUAUUUCGUAUGAAAUAAUGCUGUAACCAUGGAGUUGAUGGAGGUUAGGAGUGAAUGAUGAUGGAGAGACUGAUGUCGUGCUCUUGUUAAAAAGCUAAAUGAAACCUUAGAAGAUAUGUAUAAACAGUCAGAAAUAAGUUGUCACGUACAGGACACCUCCAUUCUCAUGCAGAUAUGAGUGUGAUAAUGGAGCAAACGCAUUCGAAUGCACGACCAAGUUCACAUAACCCUAAUAAACUAAGAAACUACAAGCUUGUUGUUGAUCCCUGUCUUGUGAAAGGUGCGUCAAAGUUGUAUAGGUACGAUGGUACGGUGCUCAAUGAUCCUACGUACCCUCCUGUCCAGGUUCGAGAUCCGAGAUCGCAAAUAACAAGAAUAUGGACAAGACUAGAGCCACUAGACAUCCCAGUUCCCAGAUUCAAGAUUGAUGCAAAUUAUGUUGGUGAGCCACCACCCUUGGAGGUCACAAUCUGUAACCUUAAUGACAACAUAGACAAGGCAUUUCUUACAGAUAUGGUGCAGAAAUUUGGCGUUGUGGAAGAAUUGUUCAUCUACUACCACCCUGUCACGAACAAACACCUUGGUUUAGCACGUGUCGUGUUUGAGUCUGUUAAGUCAGCAAAGAGUUGUGUAGAGAAGCUGAACAACACUUCAGUGAUGGGAAAAGUUCUUAGGGUGUUCCUUGAUGCAUUUGGAGAAGAGUGCCGAAAGCUGUUUGAUGAGAAGACAACGGAAAAAAAGCCAGAGAAAGAACCAAAUACUGAUUUGGAUGAGUCUUCAUGUGGUGCAACGGACAAGGAUGAUAUCUUAAUCAAGAACAAACUAAUUAAAAAGGGGAGUUUGGGUCGUGACCUAUCUUCAGAGGAUCAUGAGAGACCGUGGCCUGAUAAGGAAGAAAUUUUGGGGUUGAAAAAGGAGCUAACUUCCGUUUACACUCGCAGUGAUUACAGCAUCGAAAAUCAUACAUAUAGGCAUAGAGAUUAUUCGACUCCUGGUUCAAGCACUAGUGACUAUGGGACUGGUCAGAGUGACACUUACUCUGAGAGAAGCUACAGCAGUGCUGGUUAUCACAAUAGCUCUGGUGUUGUACAAGGUUCUAACCAUUCAACACCAUCUGCAAUAGCAGGAACAACUUACGACUAUCACAAUCAUCGUUAUUCCUCAGCAGCUCCACCUCCAAGUUCUAGUGCGUCACAUUACCCAGCAUAUCAUCCACAGAUUCCUCCACCAACUGCACGACAGCCACCUCCGCAAUUUGUUCCACCACCACUUCACCAGCCCCCUCCACCCAUACCGCCACCUCCAACACAUGUUCCCCCUCCACCUAUUCAUCAUUUACCACCGCCACCUACACAACCACAAACACAGUGGCAGGGGACGUGGAGUGACGUACAUCCUCGGUGGGAACAUCCCCCACCAUCCUCUUCAGCUCUGCGACAGGUUCCAGUGCACGGUGCAGGCAAUGGUGCCACAGUGACUACCCUCCCUCCUGCCAAUGCAACACCAACCUGGACUCCAGUGACUGGUGAUGUUCGUGGUGUUGUGUUUUCACCUGAUAGGCUACCGGUGCCUAAAAUCAAGGGGCCUGGUAAGGUGCAUAGGCAUAGUGACAACAAAAGCCCAGAAGCACCUAAAGUGUUGGAUUUGGAUACCAGAAUUGAAAUGCUUCUUAAGGGAAAAGGUGCAGGUGGCAUGGCUCCAUCUUUUUUGAGGAUAGGUAUAGGAUCUGACUCUGAAGAAGAAACAAAGCCUGGAGCAAAAGUCACAUCUCGGCGUUCUUCUGGUAGUUCUUCCAAACAUGGCAGUUCUAGGCAAAGGAGACAGAGUAUGUCUCAAAGACUGAGUGGUUCAUCCCUUGUACCGUCUUCCAGCAAUUCGGACUCUGAUGAUUGUGCACCAGUACCCAGGCCAUCCUCUUCUUCUCGAGCUUCAAAUGAUAAUCAUUUACCGUCUGCAGAAGAAGCAGAGGAGCCAUUGUCAGUUCCUCCAUCGCCUUUUUUGUCGGAGGAAAUAUAUCUGAAGUGGCAUCGGAUUGGCAUUGACCAGAGACGAGCAGCCCGUGAACGUGAACAAGCAGAAACUACAGAACUGUUGGAGAGUGCACGAAGGCCGGUGCCACUUCCAGGCCAAGAUGAUCUGGGCAGCCUUAUCAGCAGUAGUGAAGAUGAGACAUUGACUGGUGGACCAGAAAUUAUGUCGAGUGUCAUUACGGGUACAUUAGAUGAGCGGUUGCAUACGUCACUGUCAAUGUUACCGGAUCGUACUACAUGUCCUGACACGGAAGAUAGGCGAUCUACUCCACUACAGGAUGAAAAUGACGAUCGCAUGUCAUUAUCUAGCCUGAGUUCUGGAGAUGAGAAGAUAGAAGUCUCACAGCCGCAGCAACCUCAAGCGCUUCCACCUCCCCCUCCUCCAGUACCUGCAUACCCACCACCACCACCUUUCACACCAACACCAGCUGCGGCUCCUGCUCCUCCACCUCCUUACCCACCAGUUCCGACUGCAUAUCCACCCACACCUGCCUUUUUUACUGCUGCUCAUCGAAUAGCAGCGCCACCUCCUCCUACAGUUGCAAGUUUUCCGCCUGCACCCGUGUCAGUGACUACAGGAAAUCCCUUUGUGGUGUGGGCCAAGCCCCCAGCUGGCCUGGGUGGCUUCCACUUCCCUCCUUUGUACCUGCCCCCUCCUGGAUUUACAGCAGGUGCUCCAUGCCCACCAACAGUUGCCGUUCCAUUUCCAGCUGGAGCAACACUUGCGAGGCAUGGUCCAUAUGGGUAUCCCCCUGGGUAUCCUGCUUUUCCUAGCAGGCUACCUCCAAUGGCUAGUCAUGUUCAGGUGGAAAGCUCAGAUCCUCAAGCUCCUACUAUCAAUGCAGUUCUAGAGAGGGUUAUUGCUGAACUAAAACAGAUUUUAAAGCGUGAUUUUGACAAGAAAAUGGUCGAGAACACUGCAUUCAAGUCGUUUGAAAGCUGGUGGGAUGAACAUGAAAGGAAAUCUAAGGUCCAGACAAACCAGCUGGAUACAAGGGAUAAUGCAGGAGAGACUGUCUCUGAGAAACUCAACUCAUUCCUGGAUACUGGCCGUGAAAGUUUGGGCCUUGAUGUGGGAUUAGGGGGCUUCAGUGGUUUGGGUUUUCGAGCUUCCAUACCAAAACUGCCAUCUUUCCGGCGUAAAAUUAAACCUCCGUCACCAUCACCAAUGGAAGAAGAAGAGAGGAGGCAGGAAUUGGUUGAGAGUGACCAAGAAGAAAUUGUUCAGCCUUCAGAUACAGAAACACAGGGAGAUGUCAGUGAAGAUCUCUUCCAGAGGCACUCUGAUAAACCACCCACUAUGCAGAGCGAAAGUGAAAAGUCAUCAAGUUCCUCCUCAUCCAGUUCGUCAUCAGAAAGUUCCGAUACUUCAUCAACAGAGAGUGACAGUGAGGAUGAGGACGAAGAUGGAGACGAAGAAAGACCUCUUAUGUACAGGCGGCGGCUCUUGGAGCUCGAUAUUGAAGAGUUGGAGAGUUUCAGUAAAUCGAGGACACCUGAGCGCAGUGAAACUCCUAUUCCCCCUGAGAGUCUCAGUGAUACAGAAAGUGGAUUUGGAGUUGCGGGACUUGAGGAUAUGAAACCUGCACUUGAGGAAAUUCCUUUGCCAGCGAGUGUUGCUGUUCCCACUUCUCUCAGUCCGUUGCACAAAAUGGAAAUGCACAGCACUGUUGAUUCUGCUGCAGCAGAAGCACUCAUGGCUCUGGCUGGUGGUGAAUCCAUCAUCCUGAAGACUGCAACAGACACAGGUCCACCUACAGUAUUGAAUGGGGGUCUUCCACCUGAAGAUACAUUUGCAGAAUUGUCAUCACCUCCUGACAUCACGGCUGAACACUCCUAUAGCUUACCACCCAGGCGUGAACCUUCUGCCUCUCCGCUUAGUAGUGACGAAACACCGAGAGGUGCUAAGCGGCCAUUGUCUCGACCUCCGCUUACUAAUCAUGCAACUUCAGUUGAAAAUGAACUGCCUCCAGCUUCCAAAAAAGCUCGAAAGUCUAAGUUUGAGGAGCUUAUGAACGAGACUGCAUAUGUUAAACCUGUUACUAAGGCUGUUGUGUUUUCCAAACGGGACAUUAUUGGAGAAAUGACUGUAUUGUACGAGUUUUUAACACGCGGCAUUGACAAGGAAGAUAUACAUUAUUUGAAACGCAGUUAUGAGGCAAUGUUGGCUGAUGAUGCUCAGGGAUACUGGCUGAAUGAUACUCACUGGGUUGAUCAUCCUGUUACUGACUUGUCGUCUGCACCAAGAAAGAAAAAGCGUGAUGAAGGCCGUGUUCACAAAACAGGAUGUGCAAGAACAGAAGGAUAUUAUAAGAUAGACGUGAAAGAGAAGUUGAAACACAAGCAUCAUUAUGGUCAGGUCAUACAGCAAGCAAGUGAGGAAACAGGUGGUCUGUCUACAGAAAUUAUAAAAUCUGUAUCGGGCAAGAUGCAGACACUAUCACGAGAAGCUCGCAGUAAUCAGAGAAGGCUGCUAACAGCGUUUGGCAUUGAUACUGAUAGUGAUCUCCUUAAAUUCAAUCAGUUGAAGUUCCGAAAGAAGCAGCUAAAAUUUGCAAAGUCAGCUAUACAUGAUUGGGGUCUGUUUGCCAUGGAGCCAAUUGCUGCUGAUGAAAUGGUUAUUGAAUAUGUGGGACAGAUGGUGCGACCUCUUGUAGCUGAUCUUCGAGAGCGCCAUUAUGAAGCAACAGGGAUUGGUAGUUCCUACCUCUUUAGGAUAGACGUUGAUACCAUAAUAGACGCUACAAAAUGUGGAAAUUUGGCACGAUUCAUCAACCAUAGCUGCAAUCCGAACUGUUACGCGAAGAUCAUUACUAUCGAAGGCCAGAAGAAAAUUGUAAUAUACUCAAAGCAGCAGAUCAAUGUUAAUGAAGAAAUCACUUAUGAUUACAAGUUUCCUAUUGAAGAUGUUAAGAUUCCAUGUUUGUGUGGCAAUGUACAGUGCAGAGGAACUCUUAAUUAAUGUCACUACUCAAUGACAUUUGUGUGUGGAACAUCUUUGGACCUGCACAUUGGAUUUACUUUCUCAUUUGCUCACUGGGGUGCAGUGCAAAACCACAGAACAGGUGCAAUGUGUAUUGUACCCCAGUACUGUUUGUGUUCAUUUUUUUAUAAUGCCUCAACUGGUUUGUAAAUAUAAAAACAACUUUUUACAAAGUACUUUUUUCUUCUGAAUCUUUGAAGUGUGUUGAGAAUGAAUGUCUGAAAAAAGUGCAUGUACUUAUGUGUCUGUCUGACUUUACCCAGCAGUCUUGUACUUUGUAAGUUUAAUGUAGGAAUCUGUACUUGCUCUCUGGUUAUUCUGCAAUGUUGGUUUUAAACCAUUCAUUUGUAAGCAGAAGUUUCAGCACUUGCUCCUUCUUGAAUGCUGUUUCUGUAAACUCUUUUCUUCCCUUUCUAUGCAUUAGCCACACAUGUGCAGAGCAUCUAAUUGCAGAUACAAAUAUUAUUGCUGCCACUGUUGUUGAUGUUUUUAGUAUUGUAAAUUAUGUGGUGUAACAUCCUUUAUGCUGCAGCAUAACAGUAUCUGUUUCUGAAAUUUACUUUGCUGUAUUCUUUUCCUAUCAACAAAAUUUUAAAACAGAACAAAAAAUACAGAUACUCCUUGUGGCAGGCAGAGCCUAUAAAUCUGAGCUGUACAUAAAAUAUAUUUCUUAAAACUGUUUGUGAUCUGUGUGUGUCAGUAAUAAGAUCUCAGGCAGUAUUAUUUGAAAGGAACAUACUUUGUGGAUGUGACAGAACAUUCCAAAGAUAAUUGAGCAUGAUUGAAAAUAAAAAACUCUGUGGAAAUGAUUAGCUAUACUAGUCACAUGUGUAGAAGCUUCUUUCUAUAUACAUUUUUUUUUAAAUUUCAUUUUCAGAGAGUUUUCUAUUUUAUUAAUGGUCAAGUUGUUUUCAUUGCUACCACUUUUGUAAUGUUACAGAAAAUUAUUUAAUAUUCAAAAUUCGUUUUUGGCUGAAAGUGUAGUAAUUUCUUAUUAAAUUGUUUGCAUUGCGGAUUCUAUAUUGUGUGAAUGAUGUUCAGAAAACACAUUUUCUUAAAACCAGUUUUCUCAAGAAUAAUAUGGGAUGACUGAAGGUUGUGACUUUUACGAAUGACCAGCUUCCAAAUGAUGUGGUGUAUAUGUGUUGUGUUAGAGUAAUUUUUUUUUUUAGUUUUAAAACCUGGAAAUGCUUAACAAGUUCAGCAGUUUACAACUGUUCAUUUUAAUUGUGUGGUUGAAAUCCAGCCCAGUACUUCCUGGAGCUAUUUUCUGGAGAAAGACGUGUUCAUACAAAUGUGCGCAACUUCAUGAAUGUAUGAGUGUGUGGGGAAGGAGAAAAGUAGUGCUGUUACAAAAGUCUCAUUGUUCACAGUGAUGGUGCUUAUGUGAGAAAGAGUGGUUAAUAGUGUGUUACACUGAGGAUGAUAGAAUUUAUCAGGACUAUGACCUAUGGAUGAAAUAUGUAAAGGAUAUUUUUGACCAUAGUGUAAGUCAGGAACACACAAAUAGUGAUCUGUUCAAAUCAGUCUAUUUUGUUUUUAAUUAAGUGGUUAUAAGCAAUGUAAAGCUAUGAGCCAUAAGUUUCAUUCAUGCUUUGUAUAUAUAGAAAAUGAUUGAUAAUUGUAACUUCAUCAUUUGUUCCCAAAUGCUAUGGAUGUGUUUAUUAAACUGAUUUCCUUUUUUCUACCUGUAACAUAUAAGUGUAUAAAUAUCUUCUGUACAUGAUUUGUACUUUAAAUCCCAUUAUUGUUUGCUAACAAACAAAAUGAACAUUAUAAGGUGGCACUCAGCCACAUCACUGUGAAAUUCACUAUGAUUGGUGAAAGAUUUUUUUUUUAUUUAUGAAUAGAGAGUACUAUAUGUAUUUAUAGUAAAGGACAUAGCAAAGUGCGAGCUAUAUUGUAUAAAUUCAUAUUUUCUGAUGAAACAAAAAAUCAAAUACAUUAAAAAAAUCAUCAUUUUAUCUGGAA